GUUAUUCCAAGGUGUCAUAAAUCGUAACUCAGGGAGGGUAUAAAAGAGCCCUCCCAGCACCGCGCAGCCACCGCCGCAGCCACAAUCCUGCUCACACCGCUGUCAGAGGAACCCCACGACCGUCUGUUGUGUGAUGAAGACCGACCUGGAGCUCGCGCUGGAGUGCGCCAUCAAUAUCUACCACCAAUACGCCAUUCGGAACCCAAUGGAUGAUUACCUGAGCCGGAAUGAGUUCUCCAUGCUGCUGAAGGAGAAUGCCAAACCCUUCCUCUCUGACACUGUGCCGCCCAACGUGUCCAUUGAUGAGUACAUCAAGCAGCUCUUUGCCAAAUCUGACAGCAACCACGAUGGCCGCCUGAAGUUCACCGAGUUCCUCACCACGCUCAGCCUCGUGGCCAUCGAUGCCCACAACCGGUCCCACAAGCAGCCUGGGGACCAUGGCCACGACCAUGGAGAUGGCCACAGCCACGGCCACGGCCACAGUCAGCACCAUUAAGGCUGUUCCUGCAGAGCUGCCCUCCUCCAGCAGCAGCAUCACCCCUAUCUGCCCAAGGGGUGCCUUCUGCUUUUGCCUAUGACACUGAAAUAAAUUGUCUUUCCCUGUGCACCAAAU
This is a messenger RNA of Coturnix japonica (Japanese quail), 613 nucleotides long. RefSeq names its product protein S100-A12-like. Gene Ontology annotation, molecular function: calcium-dependent protein binding; calcium ion binding. The record is from RefSeq and is a predicted model, not a curated record. Gene Ontology annotation, biological process: endothelial cell migration. NCBI's taxonomy places the organism in Eukaryota, Metazoa, Chordata, Aves, Galliformes, Phasianidae. Gene Ontology annotation, cellular component: extracellular exosome; cytoplasm.